Molecule: messenger RNA, 456 nt
Organism: Paraphaeosphaeria sporulosa
Lineage: Eukaryota; Fungi; Ascomycota; Dothideomycetes; Pleosporales; Didymosphaeriaceae
Exons: 2
Coding region: 1-456 (151 amino acids)
Source: RefSeq, a predicted model, not a curated record
AUGGCAUCUCCGCUGGCGGAGACUGCGAAGGCCAACAGUACAUGUAAUGCCGUACAGAGCAAGCAGGUUGGAGACUUGGCCAAGGGAAUCCAGGCCAAUCUCGACAUUCAGAAGCAGGAGUUAGCUGGUGUUCAAUUCCUCCAGGCGAUGUCCAAUGCAAAAUCGAACUCUACCCAAGACUUUAAAAACAUCCAGAAAGCUGUCCUCAACAUCCAACAGCAGGGGAUCGACAUCCGCACGAACAACCAGAAACUAGCUCAGCAGGUGAACAGCCCUGCGCAGAUGGGACUGGCUAUCGUCGCAACGGCACAGAUCACGGAGAAGGACCAGGUCACUAGCCUCAACGGAUCGUGUGCUGAUCAAGGCACGCUCAAAACCCUGGUGAAAGAAGUGCAAGAUGGAACAAAGCAGAAUAAGAAGAAUCUGCAAGCGGCACAGAGUCAGUGUGGCAAGUAA